CUGUAGAACCGAAUUUGUGUGGUAUCCACAUAGUCACAGAUUCGAUUCUAGGGGAAUAUAUGGUCGAUGCAAAAACUUCAUGUUUCUCCGAAAUAGCCAUAGUCGGACGCUGAGGCCAGAGGCAGCCGGGUGCGGGUCAGUUUCCUUUCUGUUUUAAUAUUACCUUAGACUCCAGGAAGAUGGACUGAGCCUGGUGACACGGGGGGAGCCUUUUCCCCGAAGCCCCUCACGUUUAAACAGAGGUUCCCGUAUAAACCCUUAAUUGGUUGCAUGAAUGCAGGGCCAAAGGGCUAGCUUUUGGGGAACUGGGGAGCAAGGUGGAAAGCCAGGUAGCCCCAGCCCCAACUCUGCCCUCAAGGAGAAUGAAGUGAGGUCAGAGGGUGCCCAGUGAGGAGGCUCAUAGGUCGUUGACUGCCACGUGGGAAAAGGGAGUGCAGGGUCCUUUGGAGCCUAUCUGGGUGAGGUGGGGGUGCCAUCAUCACCUUCCAGGCCCACCCCUCAGCUGUAUGAGCUGGGUGGAGGGCGGUCUUGCCAUACCUGUAAGACCGACUUUGGCUAAAAGCACUCCAUCCUGGGCACUCACAGAAAGCUUGGCAGUUACUCAUCGCCUGAUUUGAUUCGGGCCCGCCAGACUGUUGUAACUUUUGGGUGACCCUGAGGAAGACAAAGCCGGGACUCGGCCUUUGUAUGGCAGAGUCCCCGUUCCCGCGGGCGGGAGCCCUGCCUGCCUGGGGUACUCUGCCCAACUCAGAGGCUGCCUCACCCACCGGCCUUUUGGCAUUCUGCAGCCUGACAGAGUUGGGGUUUCAUUCCCCCUUGAACUGUACCCAUUUUGGGGGGCUGUAUUUCAGCGGGGUGAGUGGAGAGGACACUGGAGGUUAACAAAGUCAGUGGCAGACAAAAGCUGGGAUUACCUGCCAGGAAUGAGGGUGCGGGGAAUUGGAGAACUACACUAACAUCUGGCGGGGGCCCUCAAAUGUGCCAUGGCGAGUCACUUGAUUACACGUAUGUUAUUUAGUUAAAUUUGUGAAAAUUAUGAGAUGCUCACCAACCCGGUGAUAAACUCGCUUCCUCGCUAUUGGCUGGCUUGGUCACAUGGCCGCCAACUUUAUUCAGUUGACAGCAAGUAGGAGGGCCCUAUGGAAGGAGAAAAAAAGACAACACGAGAAAAAUUAGUAUUUUCUACCUUCUGAAAUUAAUGGCCAUGAGUUCGUAUAUGGUGAACUCCAAGUAUGUGGACCCCAAGUUCCCUCCGUGCGAAGAAUAUUUGCAGGGCAGCUACCUAGGCGAGCAGGGCGCCGACUACUACAGCGGAGGCGUGCAGGGUGCAGACUUCCAGCCCCCGGGGCUCUACCCACGGCCCGACUUCGGUGAGCAGACCUUCGGAGGCGGCGGGCCCGGGCCCGGCUCGGCGCUACCCACGCGGGGUCACGGGCAAGAACCCGGCGGCCCCGGCGGCCACUACGGAGCCCCAGGAGAGCCGUGCCCCGCGCCCCCGGCGCCGCCGCCCGCGCCUCUGCCCAGCGCCAGGGCCUGCAGCCAGCCGGGCGGCCCCAAGCAGCCGCCCCCCGGGACGGCACUCAAGCAGCCCGCGGUGGUCUACCCAUGGAUGAAGAAGGUGCACGUGAAUUCGGUGAACCCCAACUACACUGGCGGGGAGCCCAAGCGGUCUCGGACGGCCUACACCCGGCAGCAAGUCCUAGAACUGGAAAAAGAAUUUCAUUUUAACAGGUAUCUGACCCGGCGCCGUCGGAUUGAAAUUGCUCACACCCUGUGUCUCUCUGAGCGCCAGAUCAAGAUCUGGUUCCAGAACCGGAGGAUGAAGUGGAAAAAAGACCACAAGCUGCCCAACACCAAAGGCAGGUCCUCGUCCUCGUCCUCCUCCUCCUCCUCCUCCUGCUCCUCCUCAGCUGCCCCAGGCCAGCAUUUGCAGCAGCUGGCCAAGGACCACCACACGGACCUGACGACCUUGUAGAAGUGGGGACCCUGGGCCCAUUCCUCCCUGCGCUCCCGGCUGAGCCGAAGCUGCGGGGGCAGGCCAGGCUUGCUGUCACCUCCCUGGGCUCUAAGGUACUGUGGGGUGGACCUGGGAUACGCAGGCCGCCCUCGGACUAGGUUAGCAUCCUGCCCGAGGGCAGCCCCCUCCCUGAAGCGGGAUGGGGGUGGGAGGGGGGCGGGAUUCUCUCUCUAAGUAUAUUAUCAUAUGGCAGGAGCUACUGAGAACAUAAACCUUGGCGAGUCAUUAAACUUAUGAAAAUCUCUGCUGUUGGAUUUUGAAUUUGCAAAUGAAGGUUGGAUGCUUUAUCCCAGUGUGAAUUUGAACAUCCUCCCCCACCCCACCCCUCCAGGGAUCUUGGUGGCUUAAUAAAGUGGGGGAGUUGAGGCAGCAGGUUGGCCAUCCCUGUGCUAGGUGCUUUCAGUGGAAACAGGGAAGCUGGGCCAGGAUUUCUGAACUUUCUGGGUUAUCUGUAUAAUUUCCGGUGUGAAAAAAAUAUUUUGCUCCCGGUGGCCCCAUGCCCAAAGAAAUGAGUCUAAGAAGGAAGUGGAAAUGGGUUGGGUUAUUUUAUGUUUAGAUUAUAUUUGCUUAAAUAUUUAUUUGUUGGGGGAUGGGGGACAGAAAUAACUGACAUCUUAAUGCCAAAAAUCUUAAGAAGGUGAAAGGGGCUGAGUUUCAGGGAGAAGAAUCAGAGAUGUGUGGACUAACUUCUGGCUCUAACCGGCAUUUUGAACUCCACCCCUCCCCACUCCCCGGAAAUGUGUGUAGGGGGCCCUUAACCCUUUUAGAGGGAAGCAAAGGGUCCACUCAAAGUUGAGUUCUUGAAAAUAUAUUUCCACAUGUGCUUUUUUCAGCACUGUGCUUACAACUAGUUCUGGGUGAUUAAAGGAAAGGGAAAAGAGAAAGAAACAAAUGGUCCAACAUUUUCCUUCUGGGGAAAGAAAACAACACCUCUAUGUUCUGGGUCAUUAGAUUGUGACUGAAUUUUCUAUUCCAACUGGAUUCCAAAUGCUGGAUUCCAAAUUACCCAUGUAGCAGUAUUUUAUAGGAAUUGGUGUACGGCCUAUAUGGGAGAGGGGGUGUGUGGUGGGGAGAAACUGGGAAGGUGGGGAAAUCUUGCUGUAAAAAAGAAAGAGAACACUAAUUGAAUCUAGAAGCCCACAAAAGUUGGUCUUAGGGUUUUUUUCCCUGAAGUUUCUUUUAUUUUUUAAACAAGUGUAAGGAAGUUUUUCUCAACCCAUUGAUUAGAAGCAGAGAUUGUAAAAGUAUAAAAGUUUUAGGCCCUCCUCCUUGCCUUAAGAAUAGUGGUUUCAUAACAAUCACUCUCAAACAACAGAGGAGUGAUGUUCUUUAGUCAUUUUUCUUAUGCCUUGCCUGAAGAUUCAAGGCUCAUUUUUCUAAAAUGCUGACCCUUAAGGCUAAGGGGGGGGGGGGAGAGUCAAAGGGAAUGGCCAGAGUUCAUAUACUCAAAUGAAACAGACUUUGGAAGUUUAAACCCCAAAGCUGUGGGCUCCAAAAAGAAACCCCUGGUUGUAGCUACCAAAAAGUGACAAAAGAGGGGAGGGGAAAAGGAUGAGCUUGAAAGAGAGAUUAAGAAUUGGAGCUAUUUUUUUUUUCAGUGCUUCAGAAUGCUUUAUAAAGUUCAGAGAUAAUUUUUUAAAUAUAUUUAAGUGGAGGGAGAAAAAAAAAAAGACUUUUUCUGCACGCAUGUUCUUUGGUGUCUCCUGAGAGCUGAGAGCAGGUAUUCACUGGAGUCCCUAGGCUGAAAUUCCACUUCUCUAAAGUAUCUUCCAAGCCUUGGUCUUUUGUAUUAGACCCUGGGGACAGCUCUUUGUUCCUCCUUGGGGUGAGCCUGGCUCUCAGACUUGCACAUGGCAAUACUUGAAUAUCGCCACGUCGGGAUAUUAAAGAUGGAUAUUCCUGCAUUAUUCGCAUCAUUGUUUCUAUGACAAAAAGCAAAGAGUUCAUACAUAGUCAAGACGUCUUUUUUCUGACGCCCUCACGUUGAGAAGCUGAAAAGGUAUUUUACUGAAGUUCGGCUAAAUUACAGAAUCAGGUUCAUCCAGAGGACAAAUUUUCUAUUCGAUUAGCUGUAUUUCAGCCGGGAGGACUGACCUCUAAACCCUUAACCUUUUGGACUCUAACUACCCUUCUCUUCUUUUUUUCCCCCUCUAAUGGGGAGAGCAGUCUUUGGAUGUAGCAUUUGAAAAGAGCCGCUAUCGUCAGAGGCAAGUUGGAAAGUUGCUAAGAUUCUUUCCUAAAGCCCAAAUCUGUGAAUAUAUUGAACCUUCUCCUUGGGAGGGGGGAAAAGUAUAUAUUUUCACGACACCCAACUACAUAUAUAUUAUAAAGAUUAUUAUAUAGAUUUCCCCAUUCCCAGAAGUUCAGGUUAUCUACCCCAGCUUCAGACCAAAUGCCAAAACUGCUUCACUGACUUCACCCAUGUCCCAGAGGAAAGCCAAGAGGCAUGUUUUGUUGAAGAAAACCCACCUUCUUCUCAAACAUAGCUUCACUACUUUGAAAAGUAACUUAAUCAGAGAAACAACUUCUUUGUUUAUAAGUCUCAGUUCUCCUCAGUUUCCAGGGAUUGUCUUUUGAAAUGUUAAUGGAGCUUGGAUGGCCCAGGGGGCAGUCCUCAACCCUGUGGUCCCAAUCGGACCCCAGCGUCCAUUUGGGCCCACAGGAGUGGGGCAGGGGAGAAGCAGCAGCACCCCCCCCCCUUCUCAAAACCACCUAGGGCAGGGAAGGAAAUGAGUUUCCAUCUGGGAACAUACUCUGGAGAAACCUAGAUGUGGAAAGGCUCAGUGCCCAUUUGCUUUCAUUUGUUUCCAGUUUGUUCCCCCAAAUAUGAGCCAGAAGUGUUUGUUUUGGUGUUGUUUUUUUUUUUAAGCUGUGUUGGGGUCGUGACUGGGGAGGAGUGAAGUGUUUACCGAGGACAUUGCUCCUCAGACUCCCAUCUCACUUUGUCCAUUGCAGCCUUUUGUUGGGAGAUGACAUUGUCUGUCAGCCCCAUGGUGUCUGUUCACACAGGAUGCUUUUUUAAUAGAAUUGACCAAUGUUCUGCUGCCACUGAUUAAAGUAUUAUUUAUACUAAUUGUUGCCUGUAGUUUUGAUGUAAUUCAUUGAUCUAUAUUUGAAAUAAUAAAAGGUGUAGCGAAACUUCCAUCCUGUUUGGUGCCUCCAAAGAAGCAUUCUUCAUUAAGUCUUCUAAAAGCUAACAUUCAAUAUAAACAAUUUAUUAU
Panthera uncia (snow leopard) is the source of this 5238-nucleotide messenger RNA. RefSeq names its product homeobox D4 (gene HOXD4). Gene Ontology annotation, biological process: regulation of transcription by RNA polymerase II; anterior/posterior pattern specification; embryonic skeletal system morphogenesis. NCBI's taxonomy places the organism in Eukaryota, Metazoa, Chordata, Mammalia, Carnivora, Felidae. The record is from RefSeq and is a predicted model, not a curated record. Gene Ontology annotation, cellular component: nucleus. Gene Ontology annotation, molecular function: RNA polymerase II cis-regulatory region sequence-specific DNA binding; DNA-binding transcription factor activity, RNA polymerase II-specific. The transcript has 2 exons. The coding region runs from base 1199 to 1975 and encodes 258 amino acids.